AUAACUACAAUGGAGGCAGAACCAGGUCCUUCAACAAAAAAAGACACUCUUUCACCGCCGAAAAAAAGACCACGCCUUGCAAUGUCUGUAACCGAGAAGGUUAUGGUAAUGAAUGUCUACAAGCAUACAUUUAAUACCUGGCCACAAAAUGAAUAUUGGUCUUUGUGCAACUGUGCCAACAAAACAGCUGAGAUUCUGGGUAUAUCUAAAAAAACCGUCCGGAGAAUAGUGAUGGAAAAUCAAGCUGGAGAAGAAUUUAAAUCGCCCGAAAAAAGUGGGCCGAAGACCGAUAUACUAAACAAACUUGAUGAAUUCACCUUUUCUGCCAUUAGAAGAAAAGUACAUGAAUUUUUUUAUAGAAACGAGAGCCCGACAAUUAAAAAGAUAGUCCAAGCUGUAAACGACGAUUCUGAUAUGCCUGAUUUUUCAUCCUAUACUAUGAGAAAAGUGCUGAAACAUUUGAAUUUCAAGUAUGCUACCCGCACGCGCCGCAGUUGUUUGAUUGACCGGCAAGACAUCGUACUGUGGCGAAAACGAUAUUUAAUGACGAUCAAGCAAUAUUGCAAUGAAGGGAGAUUUAUAUAUUAUCAAGACGAAACUUGGAUUAACGAAGGGCACGCGGUUAAGAAGACAUGGGUUGAUACGAAGAUCAAAUCGUCAAGAGAAGCCUUCCUCGAAGGGCUCACAACAGGGCUAAAAAAUCCAGUAGGAAAGGGAAAGCGAUUAAUAAUAUCACACGUGGGCAGUGAAGAGGGUUUUGUAGACGGUGGUUUGCUGAUUUUCGAAUCAAAAAAGAAAACCGAAGAUUACCACGAUGAAAUGAAUUCCGAGCAUUUCGAGGAGUGGUUAAGGGGUAUUUUACCGAGAUUGAAAGAGAACUCGGUCUUAGUUUUAGAUAAUGCCCCCUACCAUUCUCGAAAGCUAGAACAGACCCCUUCUUCUGCCUGGCGGAAAAGCAAUAUUCAAGAAUGGAUGAAAUCAAAGAAUAUUACAUUCGAAGACAGCAUGGUCAAAGCUGAACUAUUAGAAAUAGUCAAUAAAGAAAAAUCUAAUUAUCAACAAUUAGCCGUGGAAAAGUUGGCUGCUGAACACGGUGUCACCAUUCUGCGACUGCCCCCUUACCACUGCGAAUUAAAUCCCAUCGAAUUGGUUUGGGCGCAAGUAAAGGGGCACGUUGCUAGGAACAAUAAGACCUUCAAAAUGAACGAAGUGAGACAAUUGUUCGAAGGUCUACAAUUGGUGACACCACAGAGAUGGAGUGAUUGUGUUCAGCACAUAAUAAAAGAAGAGAACAAAAUGAUGCAGCUAGACCAUCUUAUCGAUGACGUAUCGGAAGAUCAAGGUUAA
Molecule: messenger RNA, 1347 nt
Organism: Hyposmocoma kahamanoa
Lineage: Eukaryota; Metazoa; Arthropoda; Insecta; Lepidoptera; Cosmopterigidae
Exons: 3
Coding region: 10-1347 (445 amino acids)
Molecular function (GO): nucleic acid binding
Source: RefSeq, a predicted model, not a curated record